This is a messenger RNA of Aspergillus luchuensis, 522 nucleotides long. RefSeq names its product LAMTOR1/MEH1 family protein. The record is from RefSeq and is a predicted model, not a curated record. Gene Ontology annotation, biological process: lysosome organization; endosomal transport; regulation of receptor recycling. The coding region runs from base 1 to 522 and encodes 173 amino acids. Gene Ontology annotation, cellular component: membrane raft; late endosome membrane; Ragulator complex. NCBI's taxonomy places the organism in Eukaryota, Fungi, Ascomycota, Eurotiomycetes, Eurotiales, Aspergillaceae. The transcript is spliced from 3 exons.
AUGGGUAUCUGCGCCUCAUGUCUAGGACGUAAUCGUCGGGAACCCCACGAUCCCAACCACCCCGAAUCCUCUCGCCUCCUUGAUGAAGACAUCUACCAACCGGGCUACGGCUACGGCGCCCUUAACCAAAGCGCCCAAGGCAAUCACCCAGACCCUAGCUACCUGAAGCGCGAACGAGAAGCCCUCGAAGCAAUCUGUCAACGAAUAUCAGACUCCGUCAUCGACAUCUGGUCCCUCCAACCCCAACCGCACCUCCAACCUCGCGCCACCCUCCCCAGCACCGUCCCCCCUCCUUCAUCCUCCGAUGGCGAUGCGCCACCCGUCAAAGUAAUAACAACUGACUCGCCACCGGCUCGCUCAAAGAAACAAUCCUCUCCGACUGCAAAGGCAGGCGGCACGGUCCCGAAACACUGGGGCGAAGUGGUGAUAAAUACGCGCAAGAAUCGGUCGCGGCCGGGGUCGAGUACGGAUGAAGACGGUGCUGCUAAGAGGGAUGUAUUCGGAGUGUUGAAGGUUACAUGA